AUGUCAUCGUGUACUCUCAACGCACUCAUAUCCUGUCAGAAUAAUUCCACAUCCUGUCGUAAUUGCGAGCUGCCAGUCAGGACUGAAUCCCUUCUUUUCAAAAGUCUGCAAGGAAAGACGUCGCCACAACCCGACCACCUCUCUUCUCCUGGAAGAGUCCAUUCGGGCACCCUUACGUCGCUCUUGUACGAUGUCAUUAUAAAUAAUAUGCUAACAGUUUUUACGCUAACGUAUCGCAAAAUGGCGAUCUGAGGAAACUUCCCUGGUUGCUGGACGUGGGUCACAUCCUGUGGUUGAAUUCUAUUUCAAAGAUUGAUAAACAACAGAUGCUAGCAUCUAGCAGGCUAGUAAUUUGUGUACCAAAAGUCUCAAAAGUGGAUCACAACUUUCGGUGUAGUCUGGUAAAUGCUAACAUGCCAACAGUCGACUUGCUAACAUACAGCGAGAUACCGACCCAAGUGUAGAAACCAUUAAGACAUACAACAAAGGGUUUUACAUCACACAUUGUACUCGGGUACUAGUUCUCAUGGGAGUCGUUAAUAUAGUAACAGCUGCCAUGUCCACAUUACCCGGACUUGGGACCGGCCUACAGAUUGGACUGGCUUGUGCCCCCCAUCCGGCUGCAGAUAGUCAAAUAAAGACAAUCAAAUAAACAAAGUCAACACACAAGGUACACGAUUCACAUAGCUAGUUAGCGACGAGCUAACGCUAGCUAGCGCCAACUUCGGACCAAAUGGAGGAAGACUACAACGAGGACCGUGAGGACUUAGAGGACACUGGAUAAGUGGACACAACCCUCAAGCUCCAACUUUCUUCACGUUGUGGUUUGAAUCUCUUUUAUCUCUCAUUUUCAUUCAUAUGUGUUCGGACCCUUACUUUAGCUCGUCGCUAGAAUAGCUCGUUGCUAGCCUUAGCUCGUCGUUGGUUAUUUAAUUGCAGCCAGAGUCCAAAAAAAAAGAAGUUACAAUAUAUAGAUGUACUUCGAGCGCUGGUGAUCGACUUCUUCAUGAGAAUAGAUCAAUCGCUAACAUGCUAACAGCUGAUAUGCUAACAUACAGCGAGAUCGCAACCUGAGUACAGAAAUUAUUUCACGUGUUGUCGGAUUUCAAAUGAGAGUUGAUCAAAUGCUAACAUGCUAACUGGUAGUAUGCUAGUAGGCCCCCCCCAGAGUGGGGACAUGUUGACAGGUUCUGGAUCAUUCCCCAUGAUCUGGGGCCUCCUCAAAGCUUCUAGAGACCUCCUUCACCAGAACCGUUGGACGGACAACCACCACGUUAACCCCCCGACCCUCCACCGCUGGAGCUCCACCCGAAGAGAAAUGCUGUUCAGACCAGCAUUGGGGGUUGGCUGAUUCUGGUUCUGAUUCUGACAUUUGGAGGCCAACUAUUGGCAUCCUCAUACACACGUCCUACUGGACAUUCACCAUCCUGAACAAGCGGGACAUGGAUUUGCGAUCAAUCGUUGUUUUCUCGCAGUACAUUUUGGGCCCUUGCGUACUAGAUCGCGAGGAGGUUUUUGUGUUCACGAGUGAGUACAUGACUGACAAAUUUGCAAAAAUUUUUUAAAACCGCGUCUAGUUUGUGUUUGUGAGAGAGUGCGAGAGAGCACGAGCGUGAGCUUCGCAAAUGUGCGAGCGAGUUCCUGCGCGAGGGAUUGUCGCGAAACCGGUUUUGCAGGGUUCACACCGGUUUUCUUCCGGCUGCCGCGACCAGUUUCACCGCCCUCACUUCGAUUCCCUGCCGGUUGGUCCGACGACACGCACUGACACGUUUUGACGCGCCUACUUUGCAUUUCAAUUUAUUUUUCUAUAUUUAUGUAUAUAUAAAUAAAAUGCGGUGAAAGAUGGAUGGACAUUUGAGAGAAAAUCUUUGCCAGGAUUUUUUAUUUUGUUAUUAUUUUAUUGGGAUGUGAAUGAAGGAGUAGUUUCUGAGCUGUUCGUCCUGGAUUUUAGAGGACUUUAGAGGACUUUUGGACUGGAUUGAAAACCAUUUAAAGGACACGUUGGUUGUUGUUGUUGUUGGACGUGGUUGAAACGGGCGGAUUGGAUUUUACAUCGCAGGAACGACGAGAUGAGCAAAACCAAGAACAAAAGCGAGAACCGGACGGAAAAGGCUCUGGCGGCGGAGAAGGAACAGUUUGGAAAACAGCAGUUGCAGUACAUCAGCAAGUGUCUGACCCCGGCUGAAACGCCACCCAAAUCUAAAUAUGUGCGCAACAUCCUCCUGGGCAGUCACAAGGAAGGGGGCGCGUCCACCAUGUGGUCGUACAUCCUCAACCUGCCGCUGUCCAGCAACGCCAUCAUCAGCUGGAAGUUCUGCUACCUGCUGCACAAAGUCCUGCGAGACGGACAUCGCAACGCCGUGAGGGACUCGCACAGACACUGUCGGAACGUGAAGGACAUGGGCGCCUUGUGGGGCAACCUACACGAUCGCUACGGCCACAUCGUCGCCUUGUCCACCAAAUUCCUCUGCCUCAAGAUGGAGUUUCAUGCUCAGCACAAAGCCAUUCCGGCUAACCUGGAGGCCUCGGAUGAGACUUUAGAGCGAGAAGCUGGAACCGACAUGAACAGAGUGUUGGAUAUGACACAGGAGCUGUUGGAAUACUGGGACGCUGGACUCAAGCUGGCUGAAACCGUUCUCCGUCAGCUGGACACCAACGGAGCCAAACCCAACUCGCCGGCGGGACAGUGCCGCCUCUUGCCUCUGAUCCCGCUCAUCCCCGACUGCAGCUUUCUCUACCACUUCUGCGUCCGCCUCCUCUUCAAACUUCACUCCCGGAUUGCGGCGGAUGUUCUUCUCGGCCACAGAGAGCGAUUCCGGGAGCUAUUCAACAGCCUCAAGCAGUUCUUCAACCGGGCCAGAGAGAUCGAGUUCUUCAAAACCAUCAUCCAGAUCCCAGAACUCCCAGAUGGUCCUCCGAACUUCCUGCGUGCAGCUGCGUUGGCCGAGUACAAGAGGCCGGUGGUGGUGAUUGCCAACGAGGACCGCUUUGAUGACAACGAACCCGAGCCGCACGCCGACUCACGGGACUCGGAUCAGUAUUACCUGCUGAGUCAGAUGGGUGUGCCUGAUGCGGACCCGAGGACUCAGCACAAUGAGAACGAGAGCCUGAGGAGAGAACUGGAUGUCCUGAAACCAGAACUUCAACUCAUCAAAUCAGAGGCUCAGAGGUGCGUGACGGAGCUCCGGGCUCAAGUGAACCACCUCGAGGCGGAGGUGGAGGAGCACCGCACGCACAGGCAGAUGGCCCAGGUGGAGAACGAGCACCUCCGCAUGGAGGUGGACGCGCUGCGAUCCGCCAACGUAGCCAACGUGGGCGCCCAGAUCGGGUUCAAGGAAGCCGACGGUCGGGCGCAGGCAGCCGAGCUUCGGUUCGGUCAACUCAAGGAGAAACACGCCGAGCUGGUCACCAGUCACGCCGACCUGAUGAAGCGGAACGCAGAAACGAACAAGCAGCUGGCUCACACCAAACAAGACCAAGACGAGAUGUGCAGGACCAAACAGAAGCUGGAGAGCGAGCUGGAGAACCUGCGCCGGGAGAAGACGAACUUGAUCCACCAGCGGCAGAACGAGGCCGACAGGCUGAAUAAAGAACUCCUGGAGCAGAGAGCCGAGUUAGCGCUUCUUCGCAGCACUCUGGAGAGCAAGGAGAUGGAAGGCUCCCAGGCCAGCAGCACCCUGGCCGCCCUGCAGACCGAGCGCGACUCCCUCCUGCGCUCGGCCCAGGAGCGCGACGGUGACCUGUCGUCGCUGAGGCAACAGCAGAGCGCCGCCGACCUGGAGAGGGAUCGCCUGAACCGGGAGUUGGAGGCCCUCAGGGCCCAGCUGCAGCAGCAGUUCACCAUCAACGCCCAGCAGAAGUUGGAGAUCGACAGGCUUCAGCGCGAGUUGGACACCACCCGAGCCGAGCUGGCGCGCGUCAACAGCAACCUGCAGAGCAAAGAGCUGAGCGGUUCGCAGCUGAGCAGCACGCUGGCGGGCCUCCAGGCGGAGAAGGAGGCGCUGCUGCGCUCGGUGCGGGAGCAGGAGGCCGAGCUGGGCUCCCUCCGGCAGCAGGCGCACCUGCAGAAGAGUUCGCUGGAACAGGAACGCCAGCGCAGCAACAUGGAGCUGGGAACCCUGCACGCGCAGCUACAGCAGCAGGCCAACCGCGAAGGCGAGCUGUCCCACAAGCUCCAGGAGGAGCAGUUCUGCCUGCUGCAGUGCGCCGUGGUGGAGGCGGAGGGCAUCAUCCUGGACGCCGUCGCCAAACUGGACGACCCGGUCCACGUGCGCUGCGUCUGCUCGCCCGAUUAUUUGGUGAAUCGGGCCGAGACCACUUUGGUGUCGGUGGAGAAAAUGCAGCAGAGCCACGUCAUCUAUCUGGCAAACCGGAAUGACGCCAGCGGCCUGCUCCGGGCGGUCACUCAGUUCUCCCACUUGGCCGCCGACACCAUCGUGAACGGCAGCGCCACGUCGCACUCGGCCCCCACGGACCAGGCCGACCGCUUGACUGACAGCUGUCGGGACUGCGCCAAUAACUGCCUUCAGUUCUUGAAGGACUUGAAGCUGCAGGCCAGCUUGCAGAGAGCCGACCCCACCGCCAUCCGCUACGCCAUCCAGCGCAUCCUCGCCAUGGCGCAGGAGCUGCGUCCCAAGGGCCAGGACGUCCUCAAGGAGGAGCUGGGCAACAUGGUGGACAAGGAGAUGAUGGCCACCUCCACCGCCAUCGAGGAGGCCGUGCUGCGUAUGGACGAGAUCUUGUCGCAGGCCAGGAGGGACACCAGCGGCCUGAAGCUGGAAGUCAACCAGAGCAUCCUGGGCUCCUGCUCGGACCUCAUGAAGGCCGUCCACAUGCUGGUGACGGCCGCCACCGACCUGCAAAAGGACAUCGUGGAGGGCGGGAGGGGAGCCGCCUCCGUCACAGAAUUCUACGCCAAAAAUUCCCGCUGGACGGAGGGGCUGAUCUCGGCCUCCAAGGCGGUGGGCUGGGGCGCCACGCAGCUGCUGGAGUCCGCCGACCGUGUGGUGGGCGACCGGGGGACGUACGAGGAACUCAUCGCGUGCUCCCACGAGAUCGCCGCCAGUACCGCACAGUUGGUCGCCGCCUCCAAGGUGAAAGCGGAGCGCGGGAACAGGAAGCUGUCCACGCUGCAGCAGGCCUCGCGCCACGUCAACGACAUGGCCGCCGUGGUGGUCACCUCCACCAAACACGGGCAGAUGCAGAUCUCGGACCAAGGGGUGAUGGACUUCUCUGGAAUGUCGCUCAUCAAGCUCAAAAAAGAGGAAAUGGAGGCUCAGGUGCGGGUCUUGCAGCUGGAAAGUCAACUGGAUCAGGAGCGCGUCCGGCUGGGCGAGCUGAGGAAGCGCCACUAUGACUUGGGCGCCAUUCAGGACGGCGGCGGCGACAUAUUGGACGGCGACGAGAGCUUCCCGCCGCCGCCCCCGCCCACUUUACUGGAUGCUAGCUCUUUCCCACCGCCGCCGCCACCCGAGCCCGCCUCUGUUCCAACCUUUGCAUCUACCAACCCUUUCGCACCCGGCGCGGCGCAAUCCUUCUCGCUGCCUCAAUCCUACGCGCCAUCGCAAGCCUACACGCCGUCUCCGGCCUACGCAUCGGCGAAAUCUUACACGCCAUCGUCGCAACCUUACGCGUCGUCUCAGCCUUACACGCCGUCCAAAGCUUUCACCCCGACCCCCGGCCAGAAUUCUGGAAAUACUCAUUCCUACUCCGGCUCGCAAGCCUCCUCGGCGACACCCGGGCUCUCCCAGCGCCCCUCGCAGUCCCAGAGCGCCGACUCCAAGGGGACGGAGUCUGGGAAAUUCAACCUGAGGAAACCCAGCAUCUUCAGUAAAUCCGGAAACCUCUUUAAGAACGCGUUCAAACGAGGGGAAACUGGAACCGGGACCGGGGAGUCUUGAGGCCAGACUGAGGGGGACUCACAGAUCAUGACGAUCCAUCUAUCCUUCCAUCAUCUGAGCUGCUUAUCCUUACAAGGGUCAGGGGGAGUGCUGGAGGAAAUCCCGGCUAUCUUCGGGCUGGAGGCGGGCUACACCCAGAACUGGUCGCCGGGCCAGUCGCAGGCCACGUAGAGACAGACAACAGGCAGACAAUCACACCUAGCGGCAAUUUAAAGUCUCCAAUUAAUGUUGCAUGUUUUUGGGAUGUGGGAGGAAACUGAAAUGGAUAAUGAAUAUGUAACAUUUUAAUCUAAUUUAUGCUACCUGGCAUGUUUUCGUUCCAGAAUGAGCUAAAGCAUGGAAAAUAUUUCGCCAUCUAGUGUUUUGGUCUGGGAACUACAAUUGAAGAGCUUACAUGCUAACUAGGACCCAUACAUAUCCCAUUUUUUUUUUAAAUUGCUGAUAUAUAUAUAUAUCAUAUUUCUGCACAUUUUUUGUCUGUUUUGUUGGAAUUAUGUUGCUUGAUUAAAUGUCUUAUAAAGGCAAUGGAUUAAAAACUUUCAUUAU
Messenger RNA from Syngnathoides biaculeatus (alligator pipefish), 6446 nucleotides. RefSeq names its product huntingtin-interacting protein 1-related protein-like. The transcript is spliced from 34 exons. Gene Ontology annotation, molecular function: phosphatidylinositol-3,5-bisphosphate binding; actin filament binding; clathrin-cargo adaptor activity. Gene Ontology annotation, biological process: actin filament organization; clathrin coat assembly; endocytosis. Gene Ontology annotation, cellular component: actin cortical patch; clathrin-coated vesicle. Bases 2070 to 5900 code for a protein of 1276 amino acids. The record is from RefSeq and is a predicted model, not a curated record. NCBI's taxonomy places the organism in Eukaryota, Metazoa, Chordata, Actinopteri, Syngnathiformes, Syngnathidae.